Messenger RNA from Oldenlandia corymbosa var. corymbosa, 2551 nucleotides. The record is from the annotation of a GenBank genome assembly. Lineage: Eukaryota; Viridiplantae; Streptophyta; Magnoliopsida; Gentianales; Rubiaceae.
UUCCCCUCCCCCCCUUCUUCUUUCUCUCUCUCUCUCUCUUUACCCUUUUCUUUCCUUCUUCAUACUUUCUCCUCCCCAACAUUUUAAGCUACUGAAAUUAUAAUUUUGAAAGUCAAUCGGAAAAAAUUAAAGUUUAUUAAAGUUUUUGAUGGACAAAGAAUAUUUCGCGAAUGCUGGAAUUCCGCUGCCCCUACAAUUCGACCCUACAAUGCACGCCUGGAAUUCUUUCACCUCCUCCGCUCCUCCAGAACUGAAUUGCUCUACGGACCAGAAUUCUUCUUCGUCUUGCUUCUUGAAUCCCAGUUGGGAAAAACCGGGUGAUCAUUUUCCUCCUCAUAUGGACUCGGGUUUGAGCUCAAUGUUGCCGCCGUCUUCUAACUCCGCCGCCGUGCCCGCUGACGCUCUUGUACUCCGGGAACUAAUUAGGAAGCUGGGCCGCCCAGUUUGUCACUCCUCCGGCGAGGCAUUUCCGGCGGGCCCUGCUUAUGCGGUUGCACCUCAUCAUCACACUAGUAAUACUUCGAGCAACCCUGCUUCUUAUACUACCACGCCGAUAAGCUCGCCGCCGAAGCAGCUUCAGGUACCAAUUAUGGAUCAAUUUAUCAACGGACACUUGCCCAAUUUGAGAAAUUCGGUGCCGUUAAACCCAGCUCUGCCUUCCCUCGCGGCUGAUCCCGGGUUCGCCGAGAGGGCCGCCAAGUUUUCGUCCUUUGGGAGCCGGAGUUUCAAUGGCAGAACGAGUCCAUUUGUGGGUUGUGAAAAUAACCCUGAGCUGCCUCUUAGAUCUAAUUCCCCACUUAUGGGGAAUGGCAAGUUACCAAGAGUGCUGAGUAGUCCUUCUCUUAAGCAAGCAGGAUCCCCAACUGGGAACAAGAAUUUAAGUCAACCCCAGGUGGAAUUGAAGCCUUCUCCGGUCAAUGGUUCUGAUAAGAGAUUGAACAAAUUGACUGCAAAUGGUGCCAAUUCUAACGAGGAGUCUUCUUUGUCUGAGCAAGUGCCAAGUGGGGAAACAGGGAUGAAAACUCCAAAUGAACCCAAUUCCAGGAAAAGGAAAACACCAGCUAGAGGAAAAGCCAAGGAAGAUGCAUCACCAAGUCAACCUGUGAACUCUAAUAAGGGUACGGAGGUUGAUGCUGAUAAAACUUCAAAGCGACAGAAGCCUAAUGAAGCUAAUGGGAGCGAAAAUGCCAAUGCAAAAACGAAGGCCGAGGAGGAAGCUAAGAACAAUGACAGUAAAACUGGGGAGGAUAAGGUGAAUCAAAAGCCUCCUGAGCCACCCAAGGAUUACAUUCAUGUGAGAGCCAGAAGGGGUCAAGCUACAGAUAGCCAUAGUCUAGCUGAAAGAGUAAGACGUGAGAAGAUUAGUGAGAGGAUGAAACUGUUGCAAGACCUCGUUCCCGGUUGCAAUAAGGUGACUGGAAAGGCUCUUAUGUUGGAUGAGAUCAUAAACUAUGUCCAAUCAUUACAACGUCAAGUUGAGUUCCUGUCGAUGAAGUUAGCUUCUGUAAAUCCAAGACUAGAUAACAUGGAUACUCUUUUAUCCAAGGAAAUUCUUCAACCAAAUGCCGCUUUGCCCCACACCCUCUUCCCUGUGGAUGCUUCUGAACCGGGUUUGUAUAAGAAUCAGCACCACCAAAGUCCACCAUUGCAAAACAAUAGCCCCGUGGACCAAGUAAAUAAUCCUACCUUUUGUGGCCGGAACCUCGGACUGCAAUUACCACCCUUGGAUGGAUUCAUUGAAAAUUUACCUCAGGUGAUUAUUUGCAGUCAAUAGUUUCUCUCUUUCCAGAAAAAAAGGGACUGGGAAAACAGAGAACAAAAGUUUGAAAUGAUUACCAUACACUAAUUCAAUGUUUUUUCUUGUCACAAUUUCUCAGUUCCCCCCAUUCAGUGAGGAUGAUCUGCAUAGCAUAGUUCAGAUGGGAUACGGGCAGGAUGCAUCAUUUCAAUCGCAAGGCUUUCCUGGUAAGGACAGGGGACUCUGUUUCAUGUCUCAGUAUCAGUAAUUCAGUAUUAUUCCAUAAAUUUUCCUUUUUGGGUUAUAAUUGAUGUGAAAAUUCAUUACUUGCAGCUUCAAAUCAGAUGUCCCACAUGAAAGUUGAGCUAUGAUCAUCAACCAUCAUCAUUCACUUUCAUCAUUCUAUUCAAGGCCCAGAAGAAGAAGAAGAAGAAGAAGAAAAGAGGAAGAGAGAGGCUGCUGUACAUAAUGAAGAGAAUAGUAGUUGGGGAUUUUUAUUUUUAUUUUUAUUUUUUUUCCAUGGAAUUGGCUGUCAUCCAUGUAGGUCUGAUCUGGGAGAGAGGGGAGGGGAAUUUGAUUCUCACCCCACCCCAUUGCCUCUAAUUUGUCUCUGUCUCUAAGUUAGUAGUAAUUAUUGAUUUGCCUGGAAGAUUAAGAUUUUUUCCUCUUCCAGGAGAUGGUAAGUAAUUAAUUAAGCGUAUAAUAUCUCUUGUAAAAUCCUAGCUUUAAUGCGUGUUUAUGGUGCAAAUUACUGCACUCUAAUCUGUAAUAUAUCUAUUCUUGUACAAGCAAUGAUACACCAAAGUUUCUCCA